Opisthorchis viverrini is the source of this 795-nucleotide messenger RNA. RefSeq lists its product as hypothetical. The coding region runs from base 35 to 406 and encodes 123 amino acids. The record is from RefSeq and is a predicted model, not a curated record. Gene Ontology annotation, molecular function: mRNA binding. Gene Ontology annotation, cellular component: ribonucleoprotein complex; nucleus; cytoplasm. The transcript is spliced from 3 exons. Lineage: Eukaryota; Metazoa; Platyhelminthes; Trematoda; Opisthorchiida; Opisthorchiidae.
CGUUUUUCGUGUUUAGCGCUGCAACGCUUUCGCAAUGGCCUUGGGGCGCAAAAAUGCCACUCGUCUCCCACCGGAAGUCAAUCGGGUUCUACUUGUGAAAAAUCUACCGUACAACAUUUCUGCAGAAGAAAUGUAUGAUAUUUUCGGCAAAUAUGGUGCAAUUCGUCAGAUCCGGAUUGGAAACACUCCAGAAACUAAGGGCACCGGUUUGGUGAUAUACGAAGACAUAUUUGAUGCAAAGAAUGCCUGUGAUCAUUUGAGUGGCUUCAACGUUUGUAAUCGGUAUCUUGUUGUGCUAUAUUAUCAGCGCCAUAAGCAAUUCAAAAAGACUGACGUAGAUAAGAAAAAGGAGGAACUGGAUCGUCUAAAAGCCAAAUACGGCUUGAACACGCCCAAGACGAAGUGAAGAAUGCAUUUCGAAAAAAACAUUUCUUUGUCUUGUACAAAAUUACGUGAUAAAAAUGUCUUUUUACUACAUAAGAGCGCAUAUUUUCGCUUUCACACAGGCAGAUAAAUUGGGGUAACUGCCGACUGCGUGGCGCCAGAACGCGGAGGGAGUAUAAAGAGUGAGUGCUAAAGUAAAGAGAAAUACGAUAACGCCUGUUCUUUCACUGGAGUGAAAAAGGGGGAGAGGAUAGAGUUGAGUGUAAGCAUUUUUGUGCAGGUUGGUCGUUAUGGUUGUGCCAAAGAGAUGACGCGGUUGGUAACUGAUGGAAUGAGUUAUCGCAAGUCGGUAUUGGCAUGUAAUGCGUCUUUCGCUGGAAAUAUUUGUGCCCUGUUUACUCCAUCUAUCCU